GGGCGCUUAAAGCGUAACGAAAACAAUGGAGUAGAGGCCGGGUGGUUUAAAAUACUGGCGACUGCAUGUCUGGGUAAGGAUGUGAAACAUUAAAUGGACACAGGUGAACUACAGAUUUUAACAAUGUAGCUCAAGGCUCUGCUUUCGUAAAAAUUGUUAAGAAGAAAAGCCAUUGGCAAGUCGCCGCUAAAAAGAUUCUUACGCUUCUAGGACUUUUCACAUCCACGGUAAAAAUUUCUAACUUAUAUAGUUUUACAGCUGUAGGGGUUUCACGAGAAUUUACCUCCAACGAUAUGGUGUGGCGCGCUUUCAAAAGAAGGUAUCAUGGCGAUAUACAUUUUUUUUGUUUAAGCAUCUUUGCUUGUUGUCAAAAGACAAGUAUAUAUAAUCUAUGUUUUUCUAUUUCUGUCUCUGGUAUACAGGCGGUAAACACUUGUUCCAUAAUUUCCACGUGCUAGCUGGUACCUAUUGCACUUUUUUGGUAUUUAUUUAAUCCUCAGGUGUUGAUGAACGCGUUACCAACCGAUGCUAGAUGCUCUUGGAAUUCUCGUCGCUCGCUUUUGCACGUGUAUGCUCAAAAGACCGGUGAAAUGAAUAAUAAAAUAACCGCUCAAGAACUGGUGUUCUGUUGUUAUGCAUCAGUCGGAGGAUAAGCUGAUAAAUGGUUUUAAUCCGUCAGUUUGGUAUAAAUCUGUUCAUCAGCUAUCUACAGGUGAAAUGCUUUGAUCUUUAGUGUACAUAUUAACUUUUGUAAUGUUAUUCCUGUUUAUUCCGCAGUCAUGUAUUUUUUAAGCUUCUGUCGGCGUCUGUUUUAACUUCCCGCCGGUAAACUGCAACGCCAAUUUUCCCUCAAAACUCAAAAGCAGGUAAAUUUUUGACCUUAAAUUAAGUGUCUUUUAUUUAUAGUGUUCUCUCUUGUCAAUGAAAGAGCAUAAUAACGCCGGCUUUAAAGCAAAAGUUUUUUUAGCAACUUAUGGUACUCGAUCAGGUGUUUGCAACGAACCUAACUGCGAAUGGUCUCAAUACAAAUGUAAAUAACUUAGUUCUAUCGUUACGACUGAUACUAAGCGAGUUACGAUGUACUCGAUCGACCUGGGCACGUGGUUAUGACGUCAGAAAACAAGUCAAUAAACAAUGUGUUCACAUGCGUGUGUAAAGAUUAGAUUUAAAAAAAAACAUCGUGUUGUUACUUUUUCCUUUUAUCAAAACAUUCGCAAAAACAUCGCCAUUGAUGCAGAGGGUCAAUAUCUCUUUUGCAUGGUUAAUAACGUCAUUGUUUAGUUUUUGUUUUAUUUAUUUAUUUAAUUUUUUUUUUGCUUGAACGACCAUUGUAGGUGAACUGUCUCAUUUAUCUUAAACAGAGCACACAAUAAAUAUUAUAAAUGAUUUUCGUCCAAAAUUCAGUCUAUUUUCAGUUCCUGACCUGGCAUUUUUUUACUUUAAUUAAUGUCAUAACGUUAGACUAGGACAAUCUUUUCAGUCAAUUAGCUGUUGGGAAGGAAGAAUUUGAAAUAAAAUGUAAAACUGUUUAAAAUUAAGGAAAAAUGAGAAUUUACAGUAGAGACUGAUUUUUUUUCGCUUUUGUUAUCUAAUUUUUUGCUGUUUUUUUGUCGUUCUACUUUUUGUGUCUUUUUGUUGUUGUUGUAUUUAUCUUUUUGCAUUUUAAUUGCUUUUGUACGUUUAAUUUUUCAAAGAUAAUAUUUCCAUGACUAAAUAUACGAUAAUUAAAAACUACAGAGAAUCCCGCCGAACAGUCCGUUCACGAGGAAUCAGUGAGAUUUUUUGAACGUUAUUCAGAGGAAGUCAUAAUCCCUAAAACGUUCUUUACCACUUAGAAUUAUUGUUUCAACUUUUUUUAUUGACAUUGGAAACUCCACGCCAAAAUGCUAAAAUUGUAUACAGCACUGGCUUCGUCAAAAUGUGAAUACAGAGGUGAAAGGGGAAGAGGAUGCAUACGAUAAAGAUUUAUGGGAGCUGUACGUUGGUCACUCACGUUUACCCGAGCUUCAAGCAGUUUGCUUGUUUUUAAUUUACGUUCUCAUUGGCUUCAUGUGAUUGUUUCAUUUGUUUUGAUUGCCCGUUGUGCUUUCCUCACUUUUGGUUUUACGACACUCGGUCGGCAGGGACUCUAACGACGCUGAACAUCAAUGAACACAACAGAUAACAGAAUUGACGUGGACUUUUUAAGCAAAUACACAACAGUUUCUACUGGUGACAGUAUAAUUAACAAAGGUGGAGUCUAAUUCUUCUUCUGCAUGGUCUCGAGUACAUCUAUGAGCCUUACUGCGGAAUCAGAAGCAAAAGUUUGUAACAUGCGCUCACUAGCUAGGCCGGGUGUGAUUAUUAACCAAACUAUUCUUGCACACAGUAGGGCAAUCGAACCUUCACCGACGGCCUCUCAAUUUUUUUCCGGCGCUCAGUCCUCACUUUAAUUUAAUUAUUUAAACCUUUCUACAUCAGUUAUUUCUCCACAAGGCAACAGACCUAACUGCCAAAAUAGCUUCUUCAACAACGGCCGGUUAAUCACCAACUGACAAACAGCGUAGAAAAUGCUCAACAACUCUCAUGAGUGAACGAUCUCUGCCGACAGGUCUUUGUUAGAGAGAAAUUAAUUUGUAUUUGCUUCUAAAAAAAGCGAGCGUUAUGCAAACUUUCGUGCUCAAUGUCCCUCACUCGUUUUGUGUCGUUUUUGCUUAAAAUUUCUAGUCUCUGUUUUAUCGCAGCGAGCAUUAAUAAGAAAACAUCUGUGGUUCUAUCUUCGAAAUGGAAAGUGCAGUGAUACACCCCUGUCUCGUUACAACGCCCACUUCCUUUUGUUGACUAAGCUGGUAGUUUUGGAGAGGUUCAAGCACGUUUCUUAUACCUUAUGCCGAUAUGUCCAAUUCAAACGUCCACCCUGGCACAAAUUUAAAGUUUAUGAACUUCGUCAACCAAAAAGCCACUACAUGAUACAUUUAGCCUCACCUCGGUGAAAGCUGCGAUCAUCUUAGGUUGCUUGGCAACUUAACGUAACUAUGACGUCAUCUUAACAUCAUGUUAUACCCUCUUAGCCCUCUUAGUAUAUUUUAGCAACAUAUUUUGAAAAGUGUAUGAUGAAAAUUGUGCGCAGUGUGUUCUUUGCGGGAGAUAACUUCAAACUGUUUCUUUCUCAGGCCCUGUGGUGAUCAGGUAAGUAAAUGAUCAGAAUUUCAAUUUCAAGAAACAAAAAUCUUCAUAGUAAAAUGUAAAACAAACCAGUUCUUUCUCAAGCCCUGAGCGGUCAAGUAAAUUGGAGAUUAAAUUUUCACUUAAUGUCAUUCAGAAUCUUUUGAUAUCAGUGGCGAACUUGACAAAAGAUCUUAACCCUUCGAGUAUAUAAAAAAAAAGAUGAAAGAAUAAACACGGUGAGGAUAAUUGCUAAGAUGCGAAUACAAAUUUGCAUAGGCGGCAAACACAGAGGGAAAUGACAAAAUUAAAGAAUUAAGUGGGCAAUGCUGUAGACAAGAAAUUUUCAAGUACUGUCUCGAAGGACUGUCGACUGAUUUUCAUUUAAAAAAAGAAUCUAUACUAAAUAGGAGGAAUUGACUCAUUUUCAACUUGAGGUAAGUAACUUUUCGCUUUAUAUGCGAAGUGAGAUGAGUAUUAGUUAAAAUUUUCUGCCAAAUUCAAGGUCAACUGUAAUUAUCCUUUGAAAGCGAAUUUUAGUCCUAAGUUGAAGAGCGAUUUUCUUAAAUUCGAUUAACAUUUAGGAGAGGCGUUUUGCUCAAAUAUGUUUAGUCUUUCGGAACAAUAUAAUGAAGGGCCUUAAAAAUUAAUGAACUUAAAGGCGGUGAUAGCAAAACUGUUAUUCUACUAAAAAAAAAACGAAUUUAUUCAUUAUUUCUUCCUUCCCGCGGCUCGAAAAUUACUUAAUUAAGCAUCUUACUGAGGUAAAGCUGGUUUUCAAGAAUAUCUCGUUAUUGGAGCAAGAACUUGACGUGAACACAAAAUCAAAGAUUGGAUGAUUUUUCUAAUAAAUGCGUGAAUUUUAAAAAAUUAUUGCAACGGUGAAGGUGUUUUGCAGAAAAAACGCUCAUGAAAACAUUUGAAGCGCCGGUGAGUCGAAUAUUCGUUGAAACAUCUUCUUUAACUUAAAUUACCCCGUUUGAAAAUUCUGUUACCCGACAAACCUUCCCAGUUGUGUCAUCAUUUAAAGCAUAAAGCUCUAUACGUGAUAUAUGAGACAUGAAGUUAGUUCUGAAUGACCUUACUACUUAAAGUCCUUUUAAUACAAGAUAUGUUUAUAUGCUGUAAACAAUUAUCAAGAGGCUAUAUGGUGACACAUUCAGAUGCUUAAUGCGUACUGAAGUUAGCAUUUUAAAAAAGAGGCCCGUACAUCGGUUCACAACCCUACAACACCGAGCUAUAACGUUUUCAGAUAUCUCCAUCUGCUUUUUAUUCCAAAAACUGUCAGCGAUCAAAAACCUAAUACAAGAUUACUCCGAUGAGUCCUCUGAAUUAAAAUCGGCAGUCUCGUAUGCCGGAUAUGUUUGUCAAACCUCACCAAAUAACGCCUUUUUUGUUUAAGACGAAACAACAGAACCCUAUAUAUGUGCAAUGAUAUCUUAUAUCCUUAUAGCAUCAUAAGUAUUAUUUUUAUUUGUUUUUCUUACGAUCACUAACGUUCCAAUUAUUAUUUUCAUUAACCCAGCUAUCGUGAGACUACUGCCUGUUUUUAUUCAGUUUACCUUUCUGUAUUUCACAUAUAAUUGAAAUUUCGCGCGUGUUCCCCUCUUUCGGCUACUAGUGUAGAAAAUCCCUUUCGUUUUUAAAUUUCAAAUGACAAUUUUUCGCUUCCUCUCCCCCCUGUGUAUUCUUUUUGGCUUUCCUUUUCUGUAAUACAGAGACAGCGGAGACUGGGCACUUCCCCUGCAAAGCAUCCUGGUUGAGCGUGGCCCUAUAUUGUCAUUAAAUGAAAAGGUCAACUGCAAAUUGAUGUCAGGUAUUAUUUUUAUUUUGCAGGACCUAAGGCAGAAGAAAUAUUUAACAUGAACCUGCGCCCGGCUGGUAGAUUCGCUGAUUGUUCUGAAACGAGUAUUUCCGCCUUAUUGGAGUCAUUUGGAGUUGGCACUAGUUUUUCAAACGAGACACAUUUGUCAAUGGAGCACGAAAACCCUAUGGAAAGUUUUCCAAAUAACUUCCGAGUUCCACAGGCCUUUUGUGUUACUCCCGAAAUAACUUGUCUGCCCUCAGAGUCGGCGACAAGUUUAAGCGAAAGCAGCAAAAGCAGUGUUACCCUUCAACUUAUUCAGGAAACAACGUUUACCAAGAAAGAAGGUCGAAAGAUCUUUGAUGUUCAACCACAAGCAAGGUAUGAAAGCUUUAAAGAUGUCCCUGGCUCGACUUGUUGCACUUCAUGUGGGAUCCGGGUCUUGACAUACACUGAAUACCGUGUAAGUAGCGCGACCUGGGCACUAGCAGGUUUGUUAUGUGCCUUUGGCUGUCAUUUUGGCUGCUGUUUAGUACCUUUCUUUAUCAAAUCUUUUAAGGAUGUGAUCCAUUUAUGUCCUCUUUGCAAGACACAGUUAGGGAGAUUUACCCAAGUGUGAAUAAAGGUUCUAUAUUCUGCAGCCAAAACUACUACGAAGGUUAG
Molecule: messenger RNA, 5611 nt
Organism: Pocillopora meandrina
Lineage: Eukaryota; Metazoa; Cnidaria; Anthozoa; Scleractinia; Pocilloporidae
Source: the annotation of a GenBank genome assembly